GGAACGAAACAGUAUUUCGUUGUUCUGCAAGGAACUCUAAACUAUCUAUGAAGAUCUUUCGUCUAUACAUACUGAACAGUUCCUUUGCUCUAGAUGUCUCAUCUAGAAUCCUGACACAGAGUCCGAAAUUCAGUUGUAAGGCACCGAUAAAGCUCAAGCUACCCUACUUCUUCAUUCCACGACCCCCGGACAGCAAGCAUAGCAAUAAAUAAUGUCCCAAGACCAUCCCUAUCGCAGACUCCAAAUACCUAAAGAUGCGCCUUUCGAACUAAGACCCUCUUCACCUGGGAAAGGCUGGGGUGCCUUCGCUACGAGGUUGAUCAAACAAGGAGACCCGGUCUUGAUAGAAAGACCACUCUUCGUUAUUCCGAAACCGUCCCAAUACAUUACAGAUGGAGAUGUUUUUGCAGCAUUCCAGCGGUUGACACCGACGGCAAAACAACAGUUUUUACUUCUUCGUGACAAUGCCGGUGGUCCUUUCGAGAGCUUAAACGAAGCCCUCGCGGAAAACUCCCUCGCUAUGUCAGCCAACUCAGGACAUGGCCUGUUUCUGCUCCAUUCACGUUUUAAUCAUUCCUGCGUACCCAACGCCAAGAUCCCAGAGACCAGCGGUGAGAUCAUCACGAUGUUUGCAAUAAGGGACAUCAUGGCUGGCGAGGAGAUCACUUUCUGUUAUAAAAACGAUUUUGAGUGCAGGACCAGACGUGAGCGCCAUGAAGCACUACGUUUUGUCUGCGACUGCAAAGCCUGUCUACUCGGCACCCCCUUUCAACAGCUUAGCGACAUACGACGAAAAUUCGUUCGUGGGUUGCGGUACCUUACACUUGGUUUUGACAUAGAUGGGAAAAGACAAAAUUCUUCGUCUCCGAUAAUCGCUGACCGUAAACUAAAAGAAGCAGCAGAAAACUUAAGUAUUCCUCACUGUAAUAGACUAAUCUAUCAACUCUUAGUCUCAUUCUUGCUGGAAGAGGAAGGAUUACUAGACUAUCUCACGAGGGAAAGACUCGAACCCUCCAUGGUAAUAAUGCCGUCCUUAUUUGAAACGGAGAGCAAUGCUAGAAUCGCCAGGAUUGCCAUGGCGGAACAGACUUGGCUAGGAAAGGUUCAAAUGGCUUUCAGACUCUAUGGGCGAGCAGAUGCUGCCGAUGAAUUACUUUCCAAGGCGUUUCGGACACUACGCGGCAUCUGAAGGGCACUUGCUUUCGUGGUGCUUAACCUAUUGGCAUUUCAAAU
Messenger RNA from Daldinia loculata, 1233 nucleotides. RefSeq names its product SET domain-containing protein. NCBI's taxonomy places the organism in Eukaryota, Fungi, Ascomycota, Sordariomycetes, Xylariales, Hypoxylaceae. The record is from RefSeq and is a predicted model, not a curated record. The transcript has 2 exons. Bases 212 to 1189 code for a protein of 325 amino acids. Gene Ontology annotation, molecular function: protein binding.